Molecule: messenger RNA, 831 nt
Organism: Neospora caninum
Lineage: Eukaryota; Apicomplexa; Conoidasida; Eucoccidiorida; Sarcocystidae
Exons: 3
Coding region: 1-831 (276 amino acids)
Biological process (GO): CUT catabolic process; exonucleolytic trimming to generate mature 3'-end of 5.8S rRNA from tricistronic rRNA transcript (SSU-rRNA, 5.8S rRNA, LSU-rRNA); U4 snRNA 3'-end processing
Cellular component (GO): cytoplasmic exosome (RNase complex); nuclear exosome (RNase complex)
Molecular function (GO): RNA binding
Source: RefSeq, a predicted model, not a curated record
AUGGCGCUGCCGCCGCCGGCGGACCCGCGAGGUCCGUCUUCGUUUCCUCCAGCUUUUCUCCCAGGCGAUCCUUUGCUGCGGAUUCUUCCCACCGCCUCGCCCGCCGAGACGAAGCAGGCUGUCGAGCGUUUAUCUCAAGUCGAAGAACAGUUUGAUUUUUCCUCGCCAUUGGCGACAGCCGCGCGAUCCGCGGCCAGCAGCUGCCAAGAACUCACUGCCUCGGCGCCCGCCGCAUUCGUCACCAACUGGCCGCUCUACCCUUAUUCUCCGGCCUAUCUGCGAGGUCGGCACAAGCGCUACGAACCGGCAGAAGGCGACGUCGUCGUGGGCAUUGUCUCCGGGAAGAAAAACGAAGCGUAUUCGGUGAACAUUCGCGCUCGAGGCGACGGCUUUCUGCCUCUGGUCGCCGGCUUCGAAGGCGCUACGCGGCGACACAAACCCGAACUGCAUCGAGGCAGUUUGGUUCUUUGUCGCGUGGAGCGAAUGUCGGCGGAGUUAGGCGCCGAAUUAACUUGCGUAGAUCCCAACUGCAAGAAAUCCUGGACCUCCAAGGAGAAGCUGCUCGGCGAGCUCGAGGGCGGCUUCGUUAUCGACGUACCCCCGCCUCUUGCUAUCAGUCUCGCGUCGCCUCACUGCUUCCUCCUCGAGAGCCUUGGCGAGCGCCUGGCGUUUGAGAUUGCUGCCGGGGCGAACGGCCGCAUCUGGAUCCGCACCAAAGAGGCCGGGGACGCCAUUCUGAUUGGAAACAUUUUGGUCGCCUGCUACGGGAAGGAGCGACACGUGAUGCAAGCGAUUGUCAACACACUCGUCGCGAAGCGCCGAGACGCCUAG